AUGUGCAGCAUAAAAUUUUAUCUAAUAAUAUUAGUAACGAUUGAAUUUGUGAGAUGUGCCGAUAAACCUGGAAAUAACGACCAGAGCCUGGUAUCAUACAGUGAUAGUGAAGAAGAAGAUAAUUUUGAUGUUACAGAAUCUACUGAACAACCUGAGACUUCUGAACCAAAGGGUUCUCCACCCAAAAGUCCACCCGAGACUUCAGCAAAGGGUUCUCCGCCAAAAAGUCCAUCCGGGAGUCCUGAGCAUGUGGAAGUGAUUAAAAAAUCUAUCCAAAUAAUUUUUAUGAAAAAAGAUGAAAAUGGAAUAGUGGUACCAAUGGAAGAGGGAGACUAUAAAGUUACGUCUGAAGAUUCGUAUAGAAUAGUUUAUAUGUUUCAGGCAAGUUUGGAGAUGAUACUUUAUAAUUAUGAAGUUAUUUUUGAGCAUGUACCUGGAAAGCAUUAUACCUUAACAUUAACUUAUUAUAAACCUCAUAACGUGUUUACAAUGCAAGAUGUCGGUGGAUUUAUCUUUAUUUGCUGCGAAGAGGGGAAGUGGAGAGUAUACCUACGGAAUCGCUCGGGUUAUCUUAAAUUUUACACAAAACAUAAAGGUAAAGAUUUUGAACUAAACGAAGGUGAUUAUUAUAUAACUUUUGGUCCGAAAGGGUUCUUGAAAUAUGAAUUUAAGAAGAAUGUAAAGUGUCAUAGAGUUAUGCAUAGGGGUAAAUUACUUUGGAAAAAGGAGAUUAACAAACCUUGCCCAUCUGAAGUUAGUAUUAAUUUGUCAAAAGAUAUUGUGCUUUAUUUUGAUAAUCAUUAUCUCAUAUUUUUUAAAAGCCACCGGUACAAAUUAUCAGUCAGAAAACCAAGAAAAAAAAGAUAA
Messenger RNA from Theileria parva strain Muguga, 867 nucleotides. RefSeq names its product SVSP family protein. Bases 1 to 867 code for a protein of 288 amino acids. The record is from RefSeq and is a predicted model, not a curated record. Lineage: Eukaryota; Apicomplexa; Aconoidasida; Piroplasmida; Theileriidae. The transcript has a single exon.